Messenger RNA from Uranotaenia lowii, 747 nucleotides. Its product is annotated as sperm mitochondrial-associated cysteine-rich protein-like. The transcript has 3 exons. NCBI's taxonomy places the organism in Eukaryota, Metazoa, Arthropoda, Insecta, Diptera, Culicidae. The coding region runs from base 448 to 747 and encodes 99 amino acids. The record is from RefSeq and is a predicted model, not a curated record.
AGAGGACCACAAAUGUAUUAAGAUGACCCUAAACUAAGAAAUCCGAAUCAUGAAAACCAAACGCCAGAAAAGUUAUCUAUUCAAAAAUGAAGUACUAAGUGUACAAAUGCCGUACAAAUAGCUCCGUUUCGAAUAAGGGUUAAGUUGAGAUAAAUUAAUUGUAAUUGCUCUACUCUCUGGAGCCACCACUUGAAACAAUGCUAUCAAAAAUAUCUCCUGACCUGAUCAUCUAGUAAGCAGCCCAAACAAACAAAUCCAAUCACAGUAGUCGUUCGUUUCCUUUGUCAAAUUAUUUAAUAGUUGCGUAAAUUUCUACACCUAGUUUCUCGUUCUCGUCCUGUUAAAGGACUGGAAGGAGAGUUCCGAAAUUACCUGUUCCUGGAUUUCGAUCAAGGCCACCAAAUUCUAUUUGCUAUUUGUACCCGAACUUGAUUGAACUUAUUGAACAUGGAAACUUGUGAAGUCAUCACCGGUGCCGAUUGUCCUCCGGAGGUGUGUUGCCCGGAACCGGAAGCGGACUGCUGCUAUGCCGAGCCAACAACGAACACAGAUCAGCUGGUAACGCCGAUCAUCGGGGACAGUCCUUGCGUCGUGGACCCAUCGUGUCCAGCUGAUCCCUGUCCAAUGGUUUGUGGACCAGCCCCUGCCCAGUGCCAGAACUGUGCCUGCGGCAAGCCGGAUUGUGUGCCGAAGAAAGUGGUAAGUUACGACAUAAAACGUAAUCAAUUUUUACUGUUUGAAGAGUAA